AUGUACCUGUACAACGACGGUCAGAAGAUCGACCUGAUCUCAUACAGUGAUCUUGUAAGGCUGAAUGCUCAAAUCGUGACCAAUCUUGAGAAUAAGGUUAAAGAAAAGAAGGACAACAAUAGAUCAUUCAAGGAGUCUGUGAACCGUCUAAGGAACGAAAUUAUGAAUAACCCAUCACCAGAUGUGAUGAGGGAAAAAAUGAUUUCGUUGGAAACUUUGAUCGAGAAACACAGAAAAGAGAUAACAAGUUCUCUAACAAACUUGGUAGUUAACAAUUCAGGUUACGCCCCCACUACUACACCCCGUGAAGGAUAUACAGAUUAUGGACCUCUAAUGACGGUAAAUCCGGGAAAACCGUCAAUCAUUAGUACGAUGCAAACAAGUGGACCAAGUAUAUACUACGGCAAGGUCCACAAGGAAACGAAUCUCGAUGAUUUACUCAUCGCACUGACCAAAAGCGACGUAAACCUCGCCAUCACGUUGAAGAACAUCGAAAAGACGAUCGAAAGGAUCAAAGCACUGAGGGCUGGCGGCGAUGGUGCUCAGGCAGCUGGAAACGAGAGUGACAUACCAAUGGCAACACACGGCGAUUCCAUGUUUGAUGCGACAUGCAUCGGCACCCAGAUGUAUUUUGGUAUGAAGAUAACCUCUAUGCCGGCUGAGAAGCUCGAUACAACCGAAACUGCCUUGAAGAAGACGGCUGAGAUCAUCAAAAUUAACGAAAAAGUCAUCAAAAACCGCAUCAGAACUCUGAAAUCGACCAUUCAAAAUCAAAAUGUGAAUCUCGAGGAAACCGUUUACCAAAAAAAUGAAAGAGAAAAGAGGGAGAAAAAAAGGGAUGAUAUCAUCAAGCAGAUCAAGGCUCUCGAGCUCUUUGAAAGCCCCAUCUCAAGGAAGCUACCCCCAGAGCUAGCUAUUGCACGUACCAUGGCUAUGAACGCCAAGAGAACACAGAAUGCUCAUAAGAAGAAAAACAAGGGCCAGAAGACACCCGGUGUGGGUGUCACAGUCGGUGAGACAGAAUUACAACAAAUGGCCAAAGCUAGGAACGUCAUCCUGCCAAGCACAAAGCAACAGGGCAAGAAGAAACCGGGCCAGAACAAGAAGGGCAAUAACCAACCUGCCCAGAACAAUAAUGGCAACAAAAAGAAAGGCAGGAAGACACGCCGAAAUCGCAAGUAG
Molecule: messenger RNA, 1182 nt
Organism: Guillardia theta CCMP2712
Lineage: Eukaryota; Cryptophyceae; Pyrenomonadales; Geminigeraceae
Exons: 1
Coding region: 1-1182 (393 amino acids)
Source: RefSeq, a predicted model, not a curated record